Molecule: messenger RNA, 1389 nt
Organism: Morone saxatilis (striped sea-bass)
Lineage: Eukaryota; Metazoa; Chordata; Actinopteri; Moronidae
Product: zinc finger protein 853-like
Exons: 1
Coding region: 1-1389 (462 amino acids)
Source: RefSeq, a predicted model, not a curated record
AUGGAAAACCCAGAAAGUCCUAACCCAACCAAGGCACAGCCUAGAUUUCGCAUCCUCAAAAGAAAACCUGAGGAUGCACAGAAGAAGGGAGCUACACCCCAAGUGGCUCCAUUAAAAGAGCUGCAGCGGCCUGCCACACCAAAGCAAACUCGUGCUAAGCACCUGGUCUGCAGGGUCGGUGCACCUAUAAUGGAUGUGAAAAUACCAUCACCCUACAUCACAGACAUAGAUUUUGUGAGGGGACCUGUCCAGAACAAAACACUCUGGACACCACAGUCAACAUAUGGCGCCCCUCCGAGUCAACACACAAGUCAGAUGAAGGACUUUGAAAGGGGCCCCGUCCAGCACAAAAAGCUGUGGACGGCACCUCGCCCCCAUCAUGCACCUGCCAAACAACUUCCAGCUGGCAGGGUCCAGGCCUGUCAGAGGGUUGAGGAAUCCCCUCAGCAGGCCACCAAAGAACCACAGCACACCACCAAAGAACCACAGCACACUGCCGAGCUUACGGCAAUGAAUGAGGGCUUAGCAUCUCUGUUGAAGCAGUUACAGAAAACAGAGGGCAAGGCCAGUGGUGGACUGGCUCCCCCUCAGGAGGGCAUGAUUUGCAUCUCUGAGCUCCAGUUACAUGAGCUCACUGAGCGUAAGGCGGAUUUAGAAGCAGAGGUCGAGCAGUUGAAGAUCAUGCUCGGAAGCAGCAAGGCUCUAAAUGAAGAUGCAGAGCUCAAGAAGCUGAACACGAUUGCAGAGCUGGAGCUGGAGCUUUCGGCAAAAAAGGCCGGAGAAGCUGAAGCCCUUUCUCGAGCACAGCAGCUCGAGGAAGAACUUCAAAGGGAAAAGGAAGGUCGUAAAGAAUGCGACGUGGCCUUGGCCAAGGUUUCAGAGCACAACAAUGCUCUGAUGGUUGCCCAGCUCCAGGGGCAGAGUGAGCUGGAGAAGAAACAGCUGCAGUGGCAGGAGGAGAGGUCCACCCUGCAGGCUCUGCAUCGUGAGGCUGAACUGAAGAAGUCCAGUCAGCUCGAGGAACAGGAGCUGGAGCUUUCAACAAAGAAGGCUGAAGAAGCCAAAGCUCUUUGCAGAGCACAGCAGCUUGAGGAAGAGCUUCAGAGGGAAAAGAAAGAAUGUGAAGAACGCGACAUGGCCCUAACCAAGAUUACUGAACAAAACAACGCUCUAAUGGCCACCCAACUACAAAUGCAGAGCGAGCUGGAGAAACAGCAGCUGCAGUGGCAGGAGGAGAGGUCCACCCUCCUGCAGUCGUUCGUCAGCAUCCAGCAGACACUGCAGGAGGAGCAGAAAAAGUGGGAGGACCUCCAGGAAAUGCUGAAAUUGGCAGAGAAAAAGCCAAAGAAGCCUUCCAUGUGGAGAAGAUUCCUCCGCUUGUUCAAAUGA